GCAUAGAUCUAGUACUAGAUCUAGAUCUAGUAGGGCCUAGGCCUAGUCUAGUAUUCCCAAAGCUGGAUAACAGGCAAUGCUUCUGCGCAUGAGCGCAUUAACCUCAUUCAUAAAUAAACAUCGCCUUCACAGAUUACUCACAUUUGGUUUAAGCACCGAGACAGAAACAAUAAAUGAAAUACGAAUAUCCUAGGCCCAAGUGACUAUUUCAGUUAUUUGAUUUAAUGAUUUAAUCUAGAUCUAGUCUUACUAAAUCGACGGUCACCAGCUAUUGUGUUUUUCUUUCGUUUUUGCGGAAGAUUUUAGGUAGGCUACAUGAUACUAUUGAUAGGCCUAAAUAAAAUUAUUAAAAUUAUCUGAGACUAGAAUAGAUUUAAUCAGAAAGCUAAGAAGAUGCCCAGGAAGUCAAAGGCAUCCUUUUUAAACUUUUGCUUUGAUGGACAAUCUAAUUUGUUGCUGUCAAGAUUGCUUAUUUUCUUUAUCUUCUCAUUGGAUUUAGAAGUUGCACAAGGACUCUCUACAGAACGCUGUCCAAAAAAUCUGGUAACGGCCUAUCUACAAGCUGCUGAGUGGGGUAAAUGCUAUGAGUUUCAUACAGAUGAAAGAACUUGGAAUGGUGCUAACAAUGUGUGCCAUAACAAGGGGGGGAACCUUGUAACUAUUAAAGAAGAGAGAAUUCAGAAAUUUUUAUUCAAGGCCUUACUUCAUUAUCGGUGGCCUAGAAAUGGGCUUUGGAUUGGUGCAUCUGAUAGUGAUAAAGAAAUGGACUGGAGAUGGGUUACAGGUGAAAAGGUUAAGGAUGGUUACAAUAAGUGGGCCAAGGGUCAACCAAGUUGUUCAUUUCUCUGUCUGGAAGAUUGUGCUGUUAUGAGAUGGAAAAUUGCUGGUGGAGAAUGGCAUGAUUACCACUGCUCUUUAUUAGAAAAAUAUUCAUUUAUUUGUGAAUAUAAUAUGCUGCCUGAGCCAACUACAACACCCACUACUACACCACAUUCAACUAAGACAACCACUACUUCUACCACAUCUCCUGGAACUACCCCAGACACUGUCAUAAUUUUGCAAUCAGCAAUGCAAACUUCUUCUCAAGUUGUUAAAGAUGUGAUGACAACACCUGUGAAGAAUCUAAAUGGGUCUUCAGACUUAAUACCACUUGCUGUAUUGGCACAAAAUCACGACCAAAGCCCUACAACCUCAAGUCUUAGAACUGGUACUUUGGCAGUGAUUGUGUGUUUUGUAUUAGUCCUCCUGUUUGUGGCAGUUGUGCUUUUCAUUUUUUUCAAACGAAGACGCAGAAACAGAGAAAAAGAAGAAGACUUUAGUGUAAGUUAUGAAAAUCCAUCAUAUGGAGAAGUCAAACGUCCACUUUGUAACUAUAAAAAUUCAAUCAAUGAAGACAUUAAUGAUUGUAAAAAUAAUAGUAGUCUCAGACCAUCACUUGCUGCACAAGAUGCUAGGCUCUUGCCUCAAAGUCAUUCUCAGCUGAGAGGUGAAAAUAAAUAUGAUACUCCACCAACUUCAUCAAGGUAUAGAGAAAAACUACCAAAGAAUACUUUUGAUGGAAGCAAUGAAACUUUAGCCAGCUCUACAAAAAGAGCCUUCUUGGAUCAUGACAAAAAUGAGGCAUAUACCUAUGAUGUCCCUCGCUCAGCUCUAAGUCAAGCAAUGGCCACUGGAAGUGAAAGCAUAUCUGAUGAACCAUACUACUAUGAUGAUGAAACUAAUAUUUAUGAGUCAUUAGAUGGUUCAGGGGAUGAAGAGUUUCAGAAUAAUGACCUGGACAGAGAUGACAUUGUUUACAGUAAUGUUGAAGCUUUAAACAAAAAUGUCUAUGUUCCUUUCCCAUUUGAUGGAGCCAAUUCUAAAUAACGUGACCACUGAAAACUACUUACAUUUGGUAAAAAUCUACAAAUCUAAAGGAAAUAUUUGAGAUUUUAGUAAAAGUUUGUUUUAAAUAACAUUGUAAAAAUAUUUUAAUACAAUUAUUUUGAAUAAGCAAAAUCUAUUAUAAAAAUCUAUCCAUAUGUUUAAAUACAACAUUCAACUAAUUAACUUAGUGUUCAAUAAAUAAGAACAUUAUAUCAUGUUAAAUACAUUUAAUAAACUUUUAAACACAUUUACGUUUACUAUGUCCCUCCAAUGAAAGAAUAUUUUGAUAAAAUAUAUAACUUUUGAGAUGAAUUGUGAGCGUUUAUUGUACAAUAUUGACCUGUUUGUUUUUAUUAUUCUUUGAUACAAAAUUAUUAUGCAUGCGUUUAUACAUUUUAAUGUGAAUGUAACAAAGGAUGAAAAAAAAGGAUAUUUGUAAAUAUAUAUUUCAUGCACGGUGAAAUUUGUCUUAUAUAUUUAAGCUGAAUUUUGAAAUUCUUGGUCAAAGGCUUAUUGUACAUGUAAAAAAUAUAUAUAUUAGCAGUGAUCACUCUUGCAGCAAUUGACAUUGAACUCAAUUUUAAAAACUUUGUAUCUAAUGAUUUGUUUUUACUUAAAAAUCAUGUAGUAUAUUAAAUAGGUAAUUUAAUAUCUUUGAUCAUAGUCAUAGUCACAAAACAUGUAAACUUUACUCCAUUUGUCCUAUUUACUUUUAAAAUGUAUAUAUUUGAGAAAAAAAUAGUGUUUAUGUUGAAAAGAGAUCAAGUGUUUAUAUGUUUUUAGUGUACUUCCAAGCAUGUCAAGGGCCUCAUUCAGUGGUACCUUAAGAUACAAAUUGAAUUCAUUCCGUAACAUAUAUUGUAUUCAAAUUGCUUGUAUCUGAAAGUAAUUUUCCCCAUUGAAAAUAAUUGAAAUGCCAUUGAAUUUAUCCAACCAUGUAAAAAUGUAUAUAUACAUAUAAUGAAAUGCUAAUGAAAGUAUGCAAGUUAUUUGGUCUGUCCUUAUGCAUUACUACACCUUUCACACAAUCGCACAAAAUUUUGAAAGGUUGCUUCCGGGGAGGACCUUUGUCAACACAUACUUACUUGUACAUACACUCAUACACACACAUUCAUACGAAUGCUCAUAGUCUCUCUCAUACAUAUAGAUUCAUCCACAUGCACUCUCACACAUUUUUAGGAACACUCAUAAACACUUAUUCAGCUUGCAUAUACACAUACAAAAUCUCACCCAUGAUAAACACACUCCCUCACACACAUUUUAACACUCCUACUCAAACUACACUAAUAAACACACUCACUUUUUGUAAUCACAAUAUAGUUUCAGACAACUACGAUAUAUCCUGUCACUGGGACCCUAUUGUUUAUCAGAUAAGAAUAGCAUCCACUGCUGCAAUGUCUAUUGAAAGUUCCAUCUGGUUGCACGUCGGUAAUGGCGCCAACUACUUUUUAUUUUUUUGUUUUGUUUUUGAUAAACUUAUCUUGUCAUUCUAGAGCAGGCUAUCACAAAGAAGUUACAUAUUGUGCUAUAUUUUGACAACUAACGAAGGUGUAGAUUUUUUGGUCUGUGAGCCUCUUUGCUCUAUGUAGCAUUGCAUAUAGAAGAAGGAUAUACAAUACAAACUUGAGCAACACAUUACAAUGAACCCACAGUCAAAAUUACCACCACACUGUAACAUACACAGGAAAUUGGCUGGCCAAUGUAUGAAACACAUUGUGUGCUAAAAGAUUUUCCUGCUUUGUUAUUUUGUCCAUGAUUGAUUAAACACUUUUAAAAACUAGCUUUUGUUUGCCCAACUGGGAUUUUUAAUGUUCUUUUAAAUGAAGCAUAUACUAAUAGACCUAAGCUUACAAAAAGAUUUAUUUCAUUAUUUGGUUUUAUCCCAGUGUGAUAAAUCGUUUAAAAACUUAAUGUAUUUUGAUGUGUUUUUUUUUCUGUGCAUGAAACCUUAUUAGUCAUCUGCAUGAUUCUUUAUAUAAUAUGCCUAAUUUUCUUCUGUCAAAUAAUUUUUUUACUGCUGUCGAUAAUUUAGCUCUUGGUUGUUAAAAAUCAGAGUAAACCUAAUGCAAAUUGUUG
This is a messenger RNA of Physella acuta, 3942 nucleotides long. RefSeq lists its product as uncharacterized. Lineage: Eukaryota; Metazoa; Mollusca; Gastropoda; Physidae. The record is from RefSeq and is a predicted model, not a curated record.